UUGGAGCACAAUGAAUUGGAUGCAGCAACAAAAGCACGCUACGAGAAGCAAAUAGAAAUUCUGGAAUCCGUCUGUGCGGAAUACGAGAAGGAGGAAGCGAGCAGUGCGCAUGAGGCAAAACAGCGAUUUGACAGGAUUAGUACACUGAUGAUGCAGCUUCACUCCUACGGAUAUCCGCCAGAGGAGCUGGUCGGCGAAACACCACCUGGCUGGAUCACCGAUCCGCAGACCGGUUAUCCUCGUGUUGAUGAUAUCACAAAAGCUGCCGAAGCUUGCUCACUUAUGUAA
Messenger RNA from Gongylonema pulchrum, 288 nucleotides. The record is from the annotation of a GenBank genome assembly. Lineage: Eukaryota; Metazoa; Nematoda; Chromadorea; Rhabditida; Gongylonematidae.